Prunus armeniaca (apricot) is the source of this 1089-nucleotide messenger RNA. Lineage: Eukaryota; Viridiplantae; Streptophyta; Magnoliopsida; Rosales; Rosaceae. The record is from the annotation of a GenBank genome assembly.
AUGUUGGCAUGGAUUUCCUCUGGAGGUCAUACCAAAAGAUUUUUAUCCAAAAAACCUAGUUGCUAUAUUGACAUGAGCUAUAGCGAGCUCAUACGAGUUUGGGAAGAUUCCCACGUGUUUCUUUCGGAGUUGAAGGCUCUUGUUCUCAGCCAUUCUGAUUGCCUGAAAAAAUUACCCGACUUUUCCAGACUCCCAUCUCUCGAGGAAUUGAUACUCAGAGGCUGUAAGAGUUUGUCUUGGGAGCACUGUUCCAUGAUGAGACGGUUGGGCAAGCUUAAAUUGUUAGAUCUUGGGUAUUGCAAUUUAACUGAGGACGAAGUUCUUGCACAUCUUGGGCGUAUACGUACUUUAAAAUUUUUAGGUCUGGAGGGAAAUGGUUUCAAAUGGGUAGAUUUCCUCAGAGAUCUUUCCGAACUUGAAGAGUUAACUUUAAAUGAUUGCAAAAACCUUCAACGAAUCAGUGAUUUACCAAUGACUUUGAAAUUCCUGAAAGCGAAUUACUGCACUGCACUAGAAAGCAUUGAAUUUGUUUCACACAUGUCGAAUAUGAGAGAAUUGGAUCUGAAGGACUGCCGCAACCUCGACGAUAUUCCAGGCUUGGAAGACUCGUCAAAAUUCACGGAAACGAUUCAUAUGGAAGGCUGCACCAAUCUCAGUGCUCGGUUUAGGAAGAACAUACUAGAGCGAUGGGCCGUGAGCGGAGGGGGUGGCCUUUUCUUCUCUGGAAAUGAUAUUCCUGUCAAUGAGGAUGAAAUUGUCUAUAUCGAUGUGCCGUAUUCUGACAUAGGUGCCUUGACUCUGUGUAUCAUUUAUUCCUCAGACGACUCGCAGUCUAGUGGGAGACUUUCUUUGACUGUUACAAAUCGUACCCAGCGCACUGUGUUUUCCAUAUUUCCAAGGACUGUCUCCGGAGUGACUCCCCAUGAAGAUUAUCUCUGGCUUGGACGUAUACCAAACAAUGGGCUCAAUCUGAAAGGCGGGGACAAGGUUCAUGCUCGCGCAGAAUUUUUAAGAGAAGAGGGCAAGAAGCAUUUGAAGUUGAAGAAAACAGGACUCUCUCUCUCUCUCUCUCUCAUAUGUGUGACGUAA